Messenger RNA from Peromyscus maniculatus bairdii (prairie deer mouse), 3781 nucleotides. NCBI's taxonomy places the organism in Eukaryota, Metazoa, Chordata, Mammalia, Rodentia, Cricetidae. The record is from RefSeq and is a predicted model, not a curated record.
UUUGCGAGGAACCGGAGGGGAACGGGGCGCAUGGUGCCUAGCGGGACGGGGACACGGGACCGUGCAUGGGGACCGAGGAAGCGACGCCUCCGCUGCACCCCACCACUCUGAAGAGUUGAGGGGAGGAGACGUGGAGGGAUGGUCCGGAUGUAGAGGAAGAAGCUGUCUCGUCAAGGUGGCGGUGGAUGUGGAUCCCUUCUGGCUUGGAACUUCGAAUGACGGACACCUCCAGGAAACAAUGAAGGGAGACAGCAGACAUCUGAAUGAGGAAGAGGGAGCCAGUGGGUGUGAGGACUCUGUCAUCGUCAACGGGAACUGCAGUGACCAGUCCUCAGACACUAAGGAUGCCCCCUCACCCCCCGUCUUGGAGGCGAUCUGCACAGAGGCAGUCAGCACACCAGAGAGCCGAGGCCGCAGAUCAAGCUCACGGCUGUCAAAGAGGGAGGUCUCCAGCCUGCUGUCUUACACUCAGGACUCAGCAGGAGAUGGAGAUGGUGAGGCAGAGGAUGGGGACGGCUCUGACAUUGUAAUGCCAAAGCUCACGCGUGAGACCAAGGAGCCCAGGUCACCCUCUGAAAGUCCAGCGGUGCGAACCCGAAAUAGCAACAGUACCUCCAGCCUGGAGAGGCAAAGAGCCUCCCCUAGAAUCACCCGAGGCCGCCAGGGCCGCCACCAUGUGCAGGAGUACCCCGUGGAGUUCCCAGCUACCAGGUCUCGGAGACGCCGAGCAUCGUCUUCAGCAAGCACACCAUGGCCAUCCCCUGCCAGCCCGUACCCCAGCAUUGACCUCAUAGAAGAAGUGACACCUCAGAGCAGCAGCACCCCAUCGAUUGACCUGAGCCGGGACAGCCCGCAGGAGAGCAUGGAUGCUACACAGCUGGAUGCAGAUAGCAAAGACGGAGACAGCACGGAGUAUCAGGAUGAUAAGGAGUUUGGAAUAGGUGACCUCGUGUGGGGAAAAAUCAAGGGCUUCUCCUGGUGGCCUGCCAUGGUGGUAUCCUGGAAAGCUACCUCCAAGCGCCAGGCCAUGCCCGGCAUGCGAUGGGUACAGUGGUUUGGUGACGGCAAGUUUUCUGAGGUCUCAGCUGACAAACUCAUGGCUCUGGGGCUGUUCAGCCAGCACUUUAACCUGGCCACCUUCAAUAAGCUGGUGUCUUAUAGGAAGGCCAUGUACCACACUCUGGAGAGAGCCAGGGUGCGAGCUGGCAAGACCUUUCCCAGCAGCCCGGGAGACUCGCUGGAGGACCAGCUGAAGCCCAUGCUGGAGUGGGCCCAUGGGGGCUUCAAGCCCACUGGCAUCGAGGGCCUCAAACCAAACAACAAACAACCAGUGGUUAAUAAGUCGAAGGUGCGUCGGGCAGGCAGUAGGAACUUAGAACCCAGGAGACACGAGAACAAAGGUCGAAGACGCACCACCAAUGACUCUGCCGCUUCUGAGUACUGUCCCACACCCAAGCGCCUCAAGACAAACAGCUGCGGAGGGAAAGACCGAGGGGAGGAUGACGAGAGCCGAGUCUUUCUCUUAGACCGCUGUUUGUCCUGCGGUAGGAAGAACCCUGUGUCCUUCCAUCCCCUCUUUGAGGGUGGGCUCUGUCAGAGUUGCCGGGAUCGCUUCCUGGAGCUCUUCUACAUGUAUGAUGAGGACGGCUAUCAGUCCUACUGCACCGUGUGCUGCGAGGGCCGGGAGCUGCUUCUCUGCAGCAACACCAGCUGCUGCAGGUGCUUCUGUGUGGAGUGUCUGGAGGUGCUGGUGGGGACAGGGACAGCGGAGGAUGCCAAGCUGAAGGAACCCUGGAGCUGCUAUAUGUGCAUCCCACAGCGCUGCCAUGGUGUCCUCAGGCGCAGGAAGGAUUGGAACAUGCGCCUGCAAGACUUCUUCACGACUGAUCCUGACCUCGAAGAAUUUGAGCCGCCCAAGUUGUACCCAGCAAUUCCCGCAGCCAGGAGGAGGCCCAUUAGAGUCCUGUCCCUGUUUGAUGGAAUUGCGACAGGGUACUUGGUGCUCAAAGAGUUGGGUAUCAAAGUGGAAAAGUACGUCGCCUCCGAAGUCUGUUCCGAGUCCAUCGCUGUGGGAACCGUUAAGCAUGAAGGCCAUAUCAAAUACGUGGAUGACGUCAGGAAAAUCACAAAGAAAAAUGUAAGGGUGACCUUUUUCCUGGACCUGCUAGCUUUCCUAAGCCUAGGCUUCCAGAACACAGCUGUUCUUGGUGUGCUGGGGACAUGGGCCCUUCUAACCUUGUGUCUUUUCACUCUGUGCUCUCCCAGGAUCUUCGGCUUUCCUGCCCACUACACUGACGUCUCCAACAUGGGCCGUGGCGCCCGCCAGAAGCUGCUGGGAAGGUCCUGGAGUGUGCCAGUCAUCAGACAUCUCUUUGCCCCCUUGAAGGACUACUUUGCAUGUGAAUAGUUCUACCCAGGACUGGGGUGCUCUUGGUGGGGGCCAGGUCCCCAGAGUCACCCUCUCCCUGAAGGCACCUCACCCCUCCCCUUCCUCACUCAGCUCACCUGUUUGGGGCCUCACCUCACUGUGUACCUCAGCUUUCUCCUGUUCAGUGGGAGCAGAGCCUCCUGGCCCUUGCAGGGAGCUCAAGGUGCUCCCUCCAUGUGCACAGCUCAGACCUGGCUGCUUAGAGUAGCCCGACACGGUGCUCAUGUUUUCUUAUCUUGAAACUUGAAAACUUGAAGUAGAUAGUAAUAGGGCUUUUUUCCCCUCCUGGGUUAAUCAGUCAGAAGUGUUGGCUAAGAUACCAAAAUCAUAGCUCUCCCAGUACUCAGGUUAAUGCUGCAAAAUCACUUCAGGUUUGUUUUUAAAUAACCUGUGCUCCACAUUUAUUUACUAGAGGACGCUAGUGCCAUGUGGGCUCAGAUGAACAAGGUCAAGGGGCCAGAAAUGUUUUUGUUUUUUGUUUUUUAAUUUUCCCUAGGGCUAGUAGAAGAUGAAAAGGUUUAUGACUUAGGUCUUACUGGCACCUUCCCCUUGCUUUGGUGCAAGGGCUGGAGUCCUUUUGGUCUUGUAGCAUUUCCCAGUAUGAUGAUGAUGUCAGCAGGGAUGACAUCAUCAUCACAUUCAGGGCUAUUUCCCCCAAGAUUCCCUGGGCAGGGGCCCAUGUAGCUAAUCCUCAAGAAGACUGGAAUAGACUGUUUUGAGCUCAGGGAGGGGGGUGGCCCCUCUUUCAUGUGUGAGGGACAUGAAGGAGGGAGUUUAGCUAAACUUUUUCCCCAUUCCCUCUCUCCAAAUGAUGGAGCCUCCUCCCCCACAGCUCAGGUCUCCAGAGAAGUAUGAUCCUCUAAUACUAGGGCCAGAAGCACAUCAUUUUCCCUUAUCUGAGAGAUGAUGGCGAAACCACAGUGAGAAACUUGGAUCCUCUGGAGAUUUUUAAAACCGUUUUACCCCAUGAUCCAUUGUGUUUUUAAGGGGCAUUCUUUUUUAGGGACAUCACUGGAGAUGAGAAAAGCUGCAUUUCAGAAAUGCUAUCUCAAUGGUUUUUAACACCUUUUACUCUGAUUACUGGUGCUAUUUUGUAGAAAAAGGACAACCUUGUCGCACUGGGGGGCUUUUUAUACACUUUUUACGACUCUCAGACUUCUAUUUUCAUGGUUAACAUUUUCAUUAAAGGUUUUUUUAUUAUUAUUUUUUUAUUUUGGUAAUGGAGCAGUGUCACAAGUGUGGGGAAACUGCCUUGUUUCAACAGUUUUGUCUCCUGCUUUUUAAGUUUUAGGCAGAAAGCUAACAGAUGCCUAGAAUUUUCCUUCCUGUUUGAUUAAAGUUGUAUUUCUCUAA